AAGCAUCACACACACAUUGGGAAAGCUGGACGGAACGGAUCGAUUGUUGUGGUAGCGAGCAAAAAGCGAAGCGAAAAAGUUUGCAUUGAACGCUUCACCUUCGAACUGCGCGGCUGCGAUUGCAACAAGUGCACCGACAAGUGCACCGUUAGAAUGUAAAGGGGUAGCGGUGGUGGCACGGAAGGACACAAACAAGGGCACAAUAGCGCGCGCGAGAGAGAGAUCGAGCCCGUAGCAGAGAGUCGGCAGCACGCGCAGAAACUAGAAACCUUUUUUUUUUUAAUACGCCAAUCGAACGGGGAAUGACGAUCGGUUGCAGUCCGGUGAUGCUUUGGCAAGGAAAAACCUGUUCCUCUCACAGGGAGCAGGAACUCCCAUUCGUAUAAUGCAUAUCAUUUAAGCGGUGCACCGUGCAACAACCACCGCGGAAUCUUAACGACCGGAUUCCGCGCGAAGGAAUGGAACGGUAGUUCAUCAGCAUCAUUGUCGUGCGUGGCGUUGCGCUUGUGAUUGUUUCGUGCUUCCCUCCAGGAUAUUGAUAGCCAAUUACACCUGCGCACACGGGGACGAACGGUGGUAGUUUGUGCUGUGAACGGAACAGGAAAAUUGACACGUAAAAACGGAAGUGAAUGAGCAGUUUUUCAUCGCCCACACGGGAACACGAGCAAUUCCGGGAAGCGAAAGGUGAUAAAAAAAGAUCGUAAGACCGGUGGAACGGUUCUGCAAGUGGCAGUGCCACCCUCGUAUCGUAGUUUAUCGUCCCCAACCCGGUGCAAUGUGUCACAGUUGCAGUCGAUUUCGUGCCUCACCCGGUGCGCGGUGUAGCGGUGCGUUCUCCAGUGUGCCGCCCGCCCGCCGUUAGUGCAAAGUAAUGCACUGGUGUGGUAGCGUGUGUUGUCUCCGUGUUGCGUUUUAUGAUCAGUUUCAUCGGUCACCCAUUGCCGGGGAUGCGCUAGAAAUACAAAACGACAAAACGAUCGGGCCGAGUUUAUGAGGGUGUGUGUGUGUGAUAUAUGGAACAUCAAGCAAAACCGCGGUAGAAAGUGUUAUCGGGCUGGGUGGCAGACGAAAGCCAUUUUGUUGUGUGAGAAGUGCAUCGAGUGUUUGAAGAGGAGGGGAAGAAAAGUGUGGCCGUUUCUAAAAAUAAUAGGUAAUAAAUGACCGAUAGAAAAUUGCCAAUUAGUAGCCCAUCGGAACAGGCCACGGCUAACCGCAGCCCGCAGCUGCUGCACCAUCAUCACCUACUGCAGCAGCAGCAGCAACAGCAUCCUGCUGCACACAACAAUCAUCACCAGCAGCAGCUUUUGAGGCGGCUGGCCGGGGAGCAGCAGCACCAGCACGGCAUUGCAACGGCCGGCGGCACUGGUGAAACGCUCGCCGGUGAAGGUGGUGCUGGUGGUGGUGGCAGUGGCCCAGUUCCGUCCGUUGCACCGGCACCACCCCCGCGCGGCACGUCCACGCUGAGUUCUGGCAGCCAUCAUCUGCAGGCCGCCGUCGCGCUGGCGAGCGUCAACAGCAACAGUUUGGGCGGCGUCGCAGGCAUCGGCAGCAGCACCAACCAUGCGGGCACGGCGGCCGCCGCUAACAGUGCCAAGCACGCGAACAUGCACCGUCUGAAGCACACGAGCUCGUUAACCACUAGCAUCUAUCCAGAGCUUUAUGACAAAGGCAACCGAUUAUCUCAUUCAAGUGAUACCAGCCAGGCAGAUACCAUGACUUCCGUAACGAGCUCGUCGCUAGACUCGGACGAGGUAGAUCUCUCCGGUCUGGUGGAAUCCGUGGUCGAUUCAGACGAGGAGGACAUUGCUGAGAGUAUAGAUAGUUUAAGCGUGCGCGAUACGGUACGAGAAUGUUUGGAAAAGGAUCCGACCGACCGGACGGUGGAGGACAUUGAGAUACUGCUCGAGUUUACGCAGAAGCUGAAAGCGUUCACCAACAUGACGUUCGCCGUGCGGCGCGCCCUCUGCGCGGUGAUGGUGUUUGCGGUGGUCGAGAAGGCCGGCACGGUCGUGAUGAACGACGGCGAGGAGCUGGACUCGUGGAGCGUGCUGAUCAACGGGCACGUGGAGAUCGAGCAUGGGACGGGCGAGGUCGAGUAUCUGCAUUACGGCGACAGCUUCGGCAUCAUGCCGACGAUGGACAAGCUGUACCAUCGGGGCGUGAUGCGCACCAAGUGCGACGACUGUCAGUUCGUGUGCAUCACGCAGACGGACUACUACCGGAUACAGCACCAGGGCGAGGACAACAUACGCAAGAUCGAGGAGGACGGCCAGGUCGUGAUGGUGACCGAGUUGCGCAACAGCACGGGAGAGAACGGGUCGCGCAAGGGGUACGUGGUGAUACGCGGCACGGUCGAGCGGCUGAUGCACCAGCUGGUCGAGGACACGACGCUGACCGAUCCGAACUACGUGGAAGACUUCCUGCUCACAUGCCGCACCUUCAUCAACAAUCCGAUCGACAUCUCGAAGCAGCUGCUGAAGUGGUUCAACGUGGAUGGCGGUGGGUCCAGCGAGGACGGAGGCUCGACCGAUCUGGUCGAUAAUGCGGCGGCGGCGACGGCGGUAUCGAUCGAUCGAUCGUCUCACUUGUCAUCCGGCACGCUGGACAGUGUGCUGUGCGACCGGGUGACGCGCGUCGUACUGCUGUGGGUAAACAAUCACUUUACGGAUUUCGACACCGAUCCGCAGAUGAUGGAGUUUUUGGAAAUCUUCGAAUCGGCGCUGGAGAAACGGAGCAUGUACGAGCAGCUGCGGCUGCUGCACGUGUACGCGCAGCACAAUGCGCGGGAAAGGAACGUUACGCUUGCGCGCAGCUCGCGCGACGAAGAUCUGAACUUCCAGAUUUCGGGCGGCCCGGGCGGAAUCUUCAUUACGCGCGUCGAGCCGAAAACGAAAGCGUACGAGGCGGGCCUGAAGCGGGGCGACCAGAUACUGGAGGUGAAUGGGCAGAGCUUCGAGCACGUGACGUGUGCCCGGGCGCUCGAGAUUCUGAUGGGCACGACGCACCUGAGCAUCACGGUCAAGAGCAAUCUGUGGGCUUUUAAGGGCAUGCUGUCGAGUGCGGACGGUGAUUCGAGCAAGCUGAAGAUCGACCUCAAGAAGGGGCUGCGGACGGAGCUGCUGCAGUCGCAGAAGUCGCUCGAUCUGGUGGACAAGGUCGGUGGAGGGUUGCUGCCGGCGCCCCAGUUUCUGAUGCCGCUGCCCGUCCGGGACAUCGAGUACGGGCGGAAGGAUUCGGGCGCAUCGACACCGUCCGCCCAGAUGAACAACAACAAGGGCGGCAGCUUCAUGACGCUCGGUGGCAAGAAGCGCAUCCAGAAGGCGCUGAUCAAGAUGAACCUACUGCCAAAGAAUAGCGUCUUCCAGGAUGAUAAUAUUAACAACAAUCACAACAAUGGCGGUGGAGGAGGCAGCAACAACAGUAGCAGCAGCAGCGGCGGCGGCGGCGCAAACAACGGCAACAGCAACAACGGUAGCAGCUACGAGGGUGGCAGCGACCGGUCGUCGGGUAUCAGCGUCAACUUCUCCUCGCAGGCGUCCUCCAUCUCCACCUCCUCGAUAACGACGGCCGAUUCGGACGAAACGCCACCGACCUCCGCCUACCAGAGCAAUCCGGAUCUGCGCGAAAAUCCCUCCACCCCGGCGAAGGCCCAAUCGACGGAGGCGAUCGUGCCGGCCAAGACGGGCGGCACGAUGUACUACGAGGAGCUGCGGGCGAGCGACUUCCCCGAGCACAUCCUGAAGGUGUACAAGUCGGACCAGACGUGCAAGUACCUGCUGGUGCACAAGGAGACGACUGCGCACGAGGUGGUGAUGCUGGCGCUGCAAGAGUUCGGCAUACACGAUCCGAGCUCGAACUUUUCGCUGUGCGAGGUGAGCGUCGGCGAGGGCGGCAUGAUCAAGCAGCGCCGACUGCCCGACCAGCUGCAAAAUCUGGCGGAACGGAUCGGGCUCAGCUCGCGGUACUACCUGAAGACGAACGGCAUCACGGAGACGCUCGUGCCGGACGAUGUGGCGCCGGAGCUGAUACGCGAGAGUGCGGUACACUUUCUGCAGCUGAACGCGAACGAGCUGGCGAUACAGCUGACGCUGCAGGACUUUAGCAUCUUCCGGCAGAUCGAGUCGACCGAGUACAUCGACGAUCUGUUCAACCUGAAGAGCCGGUACGGCAAGCCGAUGCUGGUGCGCUUUGCCGAGCUGGUCAACCGGGAGAUGUUCUGGGUGGUGACGGAGGUGUGCAGCGAGCACAACAUGAUGCGCCGGUGCAAGAUCAUCAAGCAGUUCAUCAAGAUCGCCCGGCACUGCAAGGAGUGCAAGAACUUCAACAGCCUGUUUGCGAUCGUAAGCGGACUGGGGCAUGCGGCGGUCAGCCGGCUGCGACAGACGUGGGAAAAGCUACCGUCAAAGUAUCAGAAGCUGUUCAACGAUCUGCAGGACCUGAUGGAUCCGUCGCGCAACAUGUCCAAGUACCGGCAGUUGAUCCAGACGGAGCUGAACGCGCAGCAGCCGGUCAUACCGUUCUAUCCGGUGGUGAAGAAGGACCUGACGUUUAUCCAUCUCGGCAACGAUACGAAGAUCGACAGCCUGAUCAACUUCGAGAAGCUGCGCAUGAUCUCGAAGGAGAUCCGGACGCUGCUGCACAUGUGCAACUCGCCGUACGACAUACUGACCAUGCUGGAGUACAAGUGUCAGCCCCCGAGCUCGGCAAUGCUGGCGCUCAACCAGAUGUCCGUACCGUCGGGCAGUGGGAAUUUGAUGCUCGCCCCGCCUGCACCACCCCCACCGCCCCCGGUUACGUCGGUGGCGGCGGCGUUCGUGCACAGCCAGACGGUGAAGCGGCGGAAGAAGUCAACGGCCGCCCCGAAUCCGAAGAAAAUGUUCGAAGAAGCGCAGAUGGUACGGCGCGUCAAGGCGUACCUGAACAACAUGAAGGUCAUCACGGACGAGGACGAGCUGCACCGGUUGUCGCUGGAGUGCGAGGCACAGGGCGGUACCACGCCGAACACGGUCCAGGUGCGCAAGCGCUACCCAUCGCCCACGCUCUCCACCACGUCGAGCACCAGCUCGACGAGCGAAGGCAAGAAGGGUGCGCUCGGGCUGGGCAUGAGCAGCCUAUCGAUCGGUAGCGCCAGCAGCGGCAACAGUGGAGCACCAAAGUUCGGUGCCGCCUCACCGCAAGCCGUCAAGAAGCUGCUUUCCCUGUCCGAGCAGACGAAAACGCGCCCCCACCAACCGAGACACCCGACGACUGGGGCGAUCCUGCCGCCGCCGCUCACCAACAUGCAUCACCAUCACCACGGGCACCAUCACGGGGGGCUGGUGGGGCACCUGAACAGUACGCUGUCGCACUUCCACCAUCCACACGCGGCAUACCUGCAACACGCCGGUGGUGGUGGUGGUGGUGGUGGUGGUGGCGCAGGUCUAACAAUUAGCCCCUCGCAAUCGCCGGCCCACUGUUGUGUCGGACCAACCGGAACUACGACCGGCAGUGGUUCAGGUGGUGCCAGCACCGCCGGAGGCCUCAUGGGUCCACCGCAAUAUCCACCUCCGUCGUCGGCACACGCAACCGGUGGGUUUACGGGGGGCAGUGGUGUGACCGGUGGCGGUACCGGUGGGGUCGGGCAUCUGUCGGGCCUGCUGCCCACUAAUCCACCGAAUUAUAGCGCCACCAUGUCGAUGUAUGCGAACGGACGCCCGGUACUGGCGAGCCGGAUACUGGAGAGUGCCGUCGAUGUUGUACCUAGUCAAAUACCGCCACCGAUGGAACUGCCGCCCGAGAGUAGCUCCUUCCGGAGUCCACCGAACUAUGCUCAAACGGCACAUCGACGAAUUGCCGGCAGCAGCAACAGCAGCAACAGCAGUACCACCAUUCCACCGCCCUACCCUGCCCCGCACCAAAACUUUGGUAACUCAUCGCGCAUCAUCUCCGCGGUCGGGAUAUCGCCGAUCGCGUCCAACUUUGUUGCACCGACCGUCAAUGCGCUCUCGCCUAUGUAUACCGGCAACAGCGGUGGUGGUGGCGGUGGCGGCACAUCCGUAGCGUCUCCGGGAGUCGUCAGUGGUGUGUGUGCCAGCUUGCCGCCAGCAAUACCGGCACGGUUGCACGAAACGAUCGAUUCGGGGCCGCCUCCAUUGCCCCCGCCGAGUAUAGACCUGUCGGCGGAGAGCAGUUCCGUGACCGUGCUGAGCAGCGCUGCUUCCGGAGAAGCUGCCGCAAAGCAACACGAGGACAGUGUGGACCAUCCAAAUGAUUCAGUUGAGACGGAUCGUCUGGCAACGAUUUCAACGGAUGUUUAAACACCUUCGGGAGAAAACUAAAACCAAAAAACUAGAGCUUAAAACAAAAAACUAAAACCGCGUUAAAAGGGCAAGAGGGUGGUGAUAAAUUGAAACUUCCAUGUAGCGUGACUAAAGCGGAGACAAACAAUAUUUAAACCAAAAGGGAAGACAGAAGGAGACAUGUAAAUCGCCCGCCCAAUAGUUAAGGGCGGCGGGCAAUCGUUAAUCGUAUUGGAUGGUCUAUAAUUGUUGUUGCAAAUAAUCACAUCAGUGUCUAACGAACUGCUGGAUGUUUGAAAAGAUAUAAAUAGAUAAUGCACAUACAUACAUACAAACCAUAACCGCCGUUCCCAUCUACCGAAAGUGAAGCGUUUCGCUAUCGGAAAGCGAUCAUGCUGCAGGCGGCGUAUGAUCGUCUCCACAAAAGGAUAAAAAACACACACAACAUUGUCUCGUCAAACCGUGUUGUAAUGACUCUCUUUUAGACGUAUUUACCCAAUUCUCGUAGGGUAGGAGGGUGUGUUCUAUUGCGCACUAUACUGAGCCUACUGAAGGGUCGUCUAGCUGGUAGAAUUUACUGUAGAAUGAACGUAUGUAUGUGUGUUACUGUAACACAGGAAGUGCGUCUAGUUACUCAUCUCUUCUCCCCCGCUAUCCUUCUCUUAUUCUCUCUCUCUCUCUCUCUCUCUCUCUCUCUCUCUCUCACACACACACACACACACACACACACACUUUUAUAUCCUAUUGUGUGCGUGUGCCCAAAAGUCAACGCGAAUAAAUCGUACCACUUUUUUCCAAUCCCACAAGACUGACGACGAUAGAAGCAAACGCACGCGUAGAUAAAACUAUUUUUUGUAAGAUUAUUGUACGCGAGACUAAAUCUCCUUGACAUUGCGACACAUACAAACUGCAACCCGUAUAGUCAUUAGAAAGCACCGAUCUAUGAAUCAUCAUGAAUAUACUACGGGUGUGCCGUGUGGUUUGAUGUUGUGUGCUACAUUUAUUGAAGAAUAUAUAUAUAGAUAUUGUUGCACUUUUUGGUGUCUAUCAAUGGGUGAUGGAUCAAUGAUUGUUCCAAUUGUACUGCUGCAAUGAUAAAAUGGCAGCUGGCAGCAUAGAAGCCGAUGAGUACCUUGUGCAAAACAGAUAUUGAUGUUAAAGAUUUAUCUAUUAAAAAAACAUACACCUACUGAAAUACUGAUGGCGUAAUUGGAUUACGAUCCCGUUUGAUAUACACUUAAAGAUGCCUAUGCACACAUCCACAUCAAUGUUCUCCACUGACCAAUCGUAACUAAGCAAAGCAGAAGCAUUUUCUUUUAAUAUUCCAAUGAAGAGAUAAGCGUAUUUGUGUGAGCACCUUUUCUACCCUUGUCUACUAGCUUAUUAUUCUGAGAGAAAGUCAUUAACAAGCGAUAUUAGUAAUUAUUUUGCAAAACGAUAUCAUUCAUCACUUGAAACUGUGUCAUAUCGAAAGUGUGUUCUAUUUUUUUUUUAGUUGGCUGGUACCUCUAAAUACAGAUAGAAAUUGGUUACCCUUUUCUUAGGUUCCUUUUUGGUAGCUACUACUAGAGUGCGAUCGAUGAGUAGGAGCAGCAUAGUGGAGACUUUAUAUGUACUCUCUAUAGCGAGCAAAUCGCGCGCGCCCCCUUUCGGGCAAAUAUCUAACCAUGAUGCCUAAGAGCAAAACGAGAAAAGGGUUGCAAGGAAGAAAUAUUGAAUUAUCUAUAAGGGAUCUAUAGGGAAUGCGAAUCAAACUAGAAAGAAAGAAAAUUAUAAAAUAUAUCUAUAAGAAAAGAAAAUCAAACUAGGAAGUGUAAACAUAGUGGAAAACUAUAUUAUAUUUAUGGAUGUCGCAAUACCAAUACCCAGAACCAAAGGCACACAAAGCAUCCAAGAUAUUCAAAUAUAUGAUAGAGUGUUGUUGCAUUUCACAAAAUGCCAAAAGAGAGAAAAAAAGUGUUUCAGUAUCAAAAACAAUGUCAUAAACCUCAUCUCCCGAGACUAAAGCAUACACCUGCACAUCCCGUUUAUGCAAUCUAUUCAUAUAUUGGUAUUCAUAUUGAUGUACACUGAUGCAACCAAUGUUAAACAUUGAAAUAGGACGAACAGAUAGAGAACAUGUGAGGUGUACUAACACAGGGUUUAAGGCAAAUAAUGUGAUGUGAUCGGGGAGAAAAAAAAAACACAGCUAAACGGAGUGGGUUUAUUAGUAGUUCCGUGCAAGAAACGGUAAAACAAAACCAGAACCUUUUACCCGCUCUCUCGUGCACUUCUUUUGCUAUCAAUAUUCUAUUCGCUUGACAAACGUGUGUAUGUAUACGUAUAUGCCGCCAGAAAUUGUGGAGAAAUAAAGAAGCAACCCAAUAUCAAACACA
Molecule: messenger RNA, 8653 nt
Organism: Anopheles arabiensis
Lineage: Eukaryota; Metazoa; Arthropoda; Insecta; Diptera; Culicidae
Gene: PDZ-GEF
Product: rap guanine nucleotide exchange factor 2
Exons: 6
Coding region: 1158-6296 (1712 amino acids)
Biological process (GO): Ras protein signal transduction; positive regulation of GTPase activity
Cellular component (GO): apical plasma membrane; plasma membrane
Molecular function (GO): guanyl-nucleotide exchange factor activity; protein binding
Source: RefSeq, a predicted model, not a curated record